UUUGAAAAUUUGAACACGAAGCUAAAUUCCAUUGACAAAUGACAUUGAAAGGUCAUCAAAGCCUUUUGAGGUCAUCUUCUUCUUCAAUCAUAGAGGCCCCAUCUCACCCCUGUUCUCUUGGAACCCAAGGCCUCAAAAAUCACCAUCCACAAGAGGUUCUUGACUCACUAGUCCUUCCCCAAAAUUAGACAUGGCAGAAAACAAGCCUGCAGAGAUCACAGAUUUCCAAAUUAUGAUCGCAAACAAAGAUGAUAACAAGAAGCUGUUAGCUCCAAAAAGAAGCUCCACCAAAGACAGGCACAAAAAAGUGGACGGUAGAGGCAGAAGAAUAAGGAUGCCAGCUCUAUGUGCAGCCAGGGUUUUCCAGUUAACACGAGAAUUGGGUCACAAGUCUGAUGGUGAAACAAUUCAGUGGCUAUUACAACAAGCUGAACCGUCAAUUAUAGCUGCAACUGGUAGUGGUACUAUUCCAGCUUCAGCUCUUGCGGCUGCAGGGUCCUCUGUUUCUGAACAGGGUAACUCUGUUUCAACAGGUUUGCAUACAAAGAUGGAAAGCCUAGGAGGAUCAGGUAUUGGGUCCGGUGGUAGGGUCAAUUGGACAAUGAUGAGUGGAAAUUUGGGUAGGCCUCAUGCGUCAACUGGGAUGUGGCCCUCCAUUAGUGGUAUUGGGACAGGUUUUGUUCAUAAUCCAAGCCAGACAAGCUUGAAUUUUGGGAGUGAAAACUCGAAUUUUCUUCCCAAAUUUGGAUUCCAUGGGUUUGAAUUUCCAAAUAUGAAUUUGGGUCCUAUGAAUCUUUCCGCAAUUAUGAGUGGAACUAACAGGCAAGUGGUCCCUGGUUUGGAACUUGGGCUUUCUCAAGAGGGUCAUAUUGGGAUGAUAAAUCCUCAAGCUUUGAGUCAGUUUUACCAACACAUGGGGCAGAGCCGAGGUGAUGCAGAUUCCUUGAAUCAGCAACAGGAACCUUCUGACAAGGAUGACUCUGAAGAAUCAAGGCAGUAGCUAAAAGAGAGAGAGAUUGAUCAUGACUUACAGCAUAGCUUUGCUUGGACUAAGAAGCUAAGUAGAUUAUUACGGUAUUGAAUGGUUAGAGUUUAUUAUUGAGAAAGUUGGGAAUUCAAUUCAGUGUUUUUAAUGUAUUGGGUUAAAUACGAUAGGUGACUAGCAGGAUUGCUCUUCUUUGUACAACAAAAUUUUCAUCCUUGUCUGCAAAUACAGGAUGAAUUACAAAGAGAGCAAUAGUUUGGAGGUUUGAUUUCUCUUUGUUUCUUAUUGGUUAUGAGGUGUAAUAUUGUCAUCAAAUGUCGUAUUGCUAGGAAUUUUCAAUUAUUUGCUUACACAUAUAUUAAUAUUAUAUAUCGCUUAAGAGUAAUCUCUUU
This is a messenger RNA of Quercus lobata, 1377 nucleotides long. Its product is annotated as transcription factor TCP20-like. The record is from RefSeq and is a predicted model, not a curated record. The transcript has 2 exons. Bases 191 to 1000 code for a protein of 269 amino acids. Gene Ontology annotation, molecular function: sequence-specific DNA binding; DNA-binding transcription factor activity. NCBI's taxonomy places the organism in Eukaryota, Viridiplantae, Streptophyta, Magnoliopsida, Fagales, Fagaceae. Gene Ontology annotation, cellular component: nucleus.